Molecule: messenger RNA, 2763 nt
Organism: Echinostoma caproni
Lineage: Eukaryota; Metazoa; Platyhelminthes; Trematoda; Plagiorchiida; Echinostomatidae
Source: the annotation of a GenBank genome assembly
AUGGCAUGUAUCAAUGCCCUAGCAUUUUCUGUUGCCCAUCGUGACUUCCCAGAAGAGGUAAGUUUUCCGCUCUAUCCGUCCACCUUCAAAUUCUACACUGAUUCGCAGGAGGUUUUGGUUCGUGAGUUAUCCAAGGUCAAAGAACACAUUUCCAAUGGAUUGUCAUAUUUCACUGUGAAAAGUUCAGAUUCCAACAAACCGGCACUCAAAGAUCAAGUUCAGCGCUUCUUGACCAAAUUGUCCACAUUUCUAAAUCUGUCGGAAGAACGUUGUUUUGAUUUGCUUGUGCACUACAUCGCCGCUCGGGACACUGAUGGUCCGUUCGAUGAAGAUCAAGUUCAGAAUUUUAUUACCGACGGUCAUGUGAGCGAUCUGUUGAAUCGCAUUCGUAUUUUCUACUGGCAAGAACGACUCAGUCUUCUCGGUCUGUUCCGGGUGAUGAUGUGCGAUUGGCACGAGUCAUGGGUCACACUAGCCGACGUCCUGUUCGCGAUGACCUCGUUCCGGUCCCGCACCGAGUUCCUUGAGCAUAUGCUGCACGAGUACACCCAAGCGGCCUGUGCGACCGAAUCUUUACUGACCGAUGGACGUUAUGGAUUUAUGAGACUGACCCAACCUACAGUACUAGUCGAUUUCGAAUCACAAGAUGAAUUUGAUUUGGCCGUUGCGCAACGUUUGAAAGAACAACUGGAAAUGUUGCAUAUCAUUUUCACCGGAGUCCACGCUCUGUCCGAUGCCGAUGCGCCACCCGCAUCGUGUUUCUUCUCCAAAUUGCUGGACGCAUUCUGGUCGAAGUCGUUUGGUUUGCAACCUAGCCACGUGCAACCGUUGGCCAAACAUCGUCAUUUGGCGGAUCAGAUUUGUUUAACACAAACGUUAAUUCUGAUUCGUGCCGCCAACCUGGAUAAUCUGACGUUAUUCAAAAAUGUCUCCACCAAACCGGGCCCCGAGUCGAUGUCUGGUCCUCGCGCUGCCAAAAGGUCAACAAAACGUUCCAAUCAGGAUGCAUCAAUCAAUCACGAAAGUACCGGUGGUCACUUUUUGUACAAUGCCCAUCUGCUGAAUCGUCUGUUGGCCAGUUUGUCUGCACUGGGUGACAGUCCGGUGCACGGACCGUUGUUGUUGUUCGGGGCAAUUUGUGCGACCGCGUUUGCCCCGUCCGUCGCACCGGACUCACCACCGCAUCGUUUGGAUGCCGGGGAUCUAACCCCGGGUGACUGGGGUCCGGUUGUGGACGAACGCAAACCGUGGGGAGGCGGAAAUCCCGGUCGGGAUGGCGGUGUCGAGGUGAGCGAAACUGCCCAUUUGGUCGCGGAACAGUAUGCACACAUGGCAAUUCAGACCCUGGGUGUUUUCGGAUUUCUCACGGACCAGCUGACUGAUUUGGGGAAACCUAUCCAGAAUCGUCCGGGAGCGGGGUUGAGUCUAAAUCUACAAGAGUCUCCUCUGAUUCAACCGGGAACCGAUUUGAACGUGAUCGAUUUCUGCGCACACGUGGCCGUAUUUGAUCUACUCUGUCUACUCGCCCAACAUGUGGUACUCUGGACUUUGGACAGUCCGACCUCUGCGGCCGCGAAUUCGAUCCGGUCGGAACAAUCGUCCAACCGAAUCGCUUGUAUUCGACUUUUUGCGCAUACCCUGUAUGUGGUCGCACAGCAUGUACAUUUGAUCACACGUGCCCAGGAUGCUUCAGACGCGCCCUCGUCAGGUAUUGGGCUCCGGAUAGCCGGAUUGAUCGAAUCGCUCGCAGAAGGAUUCCCGUGUGAUCUGAGUCUAGUCCAUCUGUGCACAGCCCUCAUGGUCCCUGCCCCGAGUCGCGGUUCACAAACGGAUAAUGGGGGAGCUGAAGAAAGUGAUUCUUUGGUUCACCUGGUCUCCGAGUUGAUCACCGCAUUGCCUUACCUGACCGAACCGUUCACUCCGGAAUUACAACGUGUGGUCCAACAAUCCUCUGCCUCACUUUAUCCACAAUUCGGUCGAGGGGAUCAGUUUGCGUCCAACAAUGAUGUCUAUCUCACUCAGACGCGAACGGUGCUCAGUGUCGAUUGGCGACAGCGAUCCGGAUCGAUAUCCGAUCGUAAUCGUUAUGCCACUCCAUCUGCGUUGUAUGCGGGAAUCCGGUUGAUGACCGGCACUGUAGGCAAAGUGGAAACUGAUCUCGGUUGGAUCAGCUGGAAACAAGAAUAUCCGGUUUGGAAUGUGAUCUCGUUUGAGGUUGAAAAAGCGCUCAUUCUUCUAGACCGAAUUCGCUCGUGUCUAGGCAGUGGUCAAUGCGUGAUACCACAGACUACCCCUCCCAGAAUCAAAGCGGGACGUAUUGUGCGCGAAUCGAGCUAUCGUACGGACGGAACUUACACGCUUCUUUAUACGACUCUGUUUGAGCAGUUAACGAGAGUACAACAACUACUGCAAUUUAUGACAGCCUGUGUAGCGGCCCAGGUGCACAUUUCCUCGUGCCUAUAUCUGCUCGAAGACGUAUGGCUACUGAUCCAACGUGUACUCAAUCUGUCCACCGAAUUGACCGAAUUGUGGCGCACAAAGACGAACACUGUUCCGACCGCUUCCAUUCUGGACUUUCUAUAUGAUCAAAUGAUCCCAAGCGUGUUACGGCUCCUCGGAUACGCUUUCAUGGGCAUAUCAGCUACCGGCACCGCCCAGUUGCUCACCGAGCAUGCCAAUUUGUGGAAUUCAAUUCUGUUAACGGAGAUGGGCCGAUUCUUCCCCCGAUUGGUACUGACUCGGACUGGACAGAUAUCCCAGUAG